AUGGACACGAUGGAUAGUGCGGCGCUGCAGGAGGUGGUGGGGGCAUUUAAGGAGGAGGUGAAGCGAAAUCGGCUUCAGGAAAAGAGACUGCAGCGGGAAAACCGAACCUUGCUUCGUUGUUUAGUUCGAUUGCAGCAGCAGAAACAAGUGGGACGACAGCCUUGUAACACGCAAGACGUGCCGCCGUUGCUAGGUCAUGAUGGAGUGCUGCAUAUCAACGGAGAGGAAGAGGAAUGCUCGCAGGAGGGAGAUGACAUCAGCGGUAGCAGUCCCUCCUGGCCGUCGAGCACGACAUCCCUCAAAGAAGAUCGUCAUCCUCAUCAUCAUCAGCAACAAUCACAAUCACAAUCACCGUGUCAGCGAUGUGGUGCAGACCUCCCUGUGUCGACAUCAUCGCCGCGACAAGAAACGGCAUUGCACACACAACCCAAUGGAGGAGCCGAGGCGGGGUUUUUAGGUGAUCUUUCCCCAACUCUCCGCGAUGAUGGCAAUUUCUGUGAAUUGAGCAAAGAGGCACUUCAGGUACGAGUGAGGUCACUGGAAAAGCAGCUACUUCGUGAGCGGCUACGAAGAAAGGCACAGGCGGCUGAAUUUACCGCGGAGUUGGAGAUCCUGCGAUUUGCGUUAGAUGAGGCAGAGAAGCGCGCGGCAAGGCGUCAACCGUGGCCAAUGGACAAUGCGGCUGAGUUUGUUCCCGAUCCCCCACUGCUUUUACGUCCACACGACGGCACGAGUGAUUCCAAUUUGGAAUACCACGAGACUCCUAGCGUUGAACUCGCCACGCACAGUCGAACAUCCACCGCAGUUUCGAUGGAGAAUGCAGAACAGACAGCUGGAGCUGAGGGGUUGGAUGUGCCACGGAAUGUUGCUCUUUGUGACAUGGGUGGUUGCGUGGAGGAUGCUGCAGGAAAGCCCCGUAACGGGUUGUUACUUUCGGGGGUGUCGGCAUGUCGGUUGAGCAGGACGGACUCAAAGAACACAUCUGUCGAUAUGUACCGGGAUUGUAUGACUUCACCGAAUGACGACAGGGCGAUGGCAGCCAUGUCGAAGCAGGAGCCUCUUCGGGAUUUCUCAACGGAGUCAGACCGUCCAGACACACAGGCAUCGGAAGAAUUUUUGAGCCGUGCCGUUUUACGAAUGGAAGGACGGCGACAGCGGCUGCGUAAUGCGGUGAUGCUACGCACCGUGUUGGAGGAAAAUGACGAUGGGAAUGGCAAAAAACGUGAUCCCGCUCUGGACCCGCCCAAAGGGCAGAUGGAUGCCCAUACAACGGCGGAACCUUCACCGAAUAGAGUGACAAUGCCGGCUUCUUCUUCACUUCGAAAGAUCUUAUCGAUGCGGGAGUUGCGACAUUUGUCGCACCGACGUCCCACACAUUUGUCUGCGUCUUCCUUCGACGAUGCGGGUGCAGGUGUCAGCAAGCUCAAUUCCUCGACACCGGCCGCCGCUAAUACUAUUUCAAAUGUGAAUCCGAAUCAGUUGGGUGUUGGAGUGGAUCCAAAAGGUCCUCACAAUCGCACGUGGUAUGCGCAUCAAGUUCUCCGUGUGGCAUUUGCGAAAGUUAUUUUAGGCUCUUAUCCUCCUUAUUCUUCUUCUUCUGCUGCUGCUGUUACUGCUGCACCAGUAACAUCCACGAGGAAUUCUUUUGGAAGGAUCUCGGAUGGGUGUGAGGUGGACACGCUUCAAGAACGACAAGAGCAUGAACCGCAGGGUUCACUCAGUGAGGCUCACUAUUUGUCCUCGGAUACAUCAAGUUAUUCUGUCACGGAAGAGGACAGGGGGUUUAACAUGGAGGAAAGGUCAUUUCCGAAGGCAGAUGAUACCCUGCAAUCCCAGCAGUCACCACUGACGUCCAAAGGGUUGUAUCGCAACAUUUCCUCCGCUGCAGUUCGUCGUGCUAUUGAUGAGAUGACCUCCUUGCGCUUCCGUUGCUGUCAAAAUCAACCGCUGCUGGAGACGGUGGCUACACCCUUUCCAUCUGUUCUUCCUUUAUUCCAUGAGGAGAACACGGAUAGCAACCUUGUCUCAACCUUUGCUAUGGAUCCAUCGUCUCCAAGCAAAUACCGUGAGGAUGAGAUCCGCAUCACGUUACAUUCCCCUGUUCUUUUCAGUCAAAUUCGUAGUUUUCUCGGAAUGGAAAUGAAUGAGUUUCGAGAAGCGUUGGGGGAAAACGCGAUGUGGCGGCAGUCGAUCUCCCCCGGGAAGAGUGGAACCUCAUUUAUCUUUUUUGGCAAUUUUGUACUGAAAAGUCUCAAAGAGAGCGAGUUUAAAUUUCUCAAGAAUCGAUUUCUUCGUAGUUACGUUUCUUUCUGUGAGCUAAAUCCGGAUACGAUGCUGCCUCGCUUUUACGCCCUGUUAUCCUUCUCAUGGUUGCGGCUUCGCUCGUGCAAGAGGUAUGUACUCAUGCAGAAUGUUUUCUUUACCCGAUACUACAUUCAUCGUAUUUAUGAUGUGAAGGGUAGUACUGUGGGUCGUUCCACGAAAACCGAAACGGCACCUCGCACCUCUUAUGGGGCGCUGCUUCUGAAAGAUAAUGAUCUUCCCGCGCAACUCAUCAUUUGUGGUCCGCUGCAACGCGCCCAUGUUCUUGCACAAUUCCGCUCUGACGUUAAUUUUUUGCACUCACUGAAUAUAGUGGAUUAUAGUUGUUUGAUUGGUGUGCGUAGCCGUGUCUUUUCACGUAAAGAGGGUCCUUCCAAAACGAUUGUGCUAAAGGAGCGUCGUGGAUCCUCCUGGCAGCAGACUGUCACCUCCGAGGCAAUUGGCGUUGGGGCCGAGCGGUUACACAAAAUGGAUAACAGUUGUAUUCAUGGUUGUGACGGAGGUUUGCUGUCCCUCCCUAUCUAUUCCGCUGGCGAUGACACAACAGCGCGAGAGGAUGUGUACUACCUUGGCAUCAUUGAUGUUCUGCAGGAAUACACACCAGCUAAACGAUUUGAGAACUUUGCCAAGGGAUUGUGGAAUGACAGGCGGCAUAUCAGCGUUGUGCCGCCAAAAGAGUUUGCAGAACGUCUUUACAAAGUCCUGGAGAAUAUUACAGUGUAG
Molecule: messenger RNA, 3045 nt
Organism: Trypanosoma cruzi
Lineage: Eukaryota; Euglenozoa; Kinetoplastea; Trypanosomatida; Trypanosomatidae
Product: phosphatidylinositol-4-phosphate 5-kinase-like, putative
Exons: 1
Coding region: 1-3045 (1014 amino acids)
Biological process (GO): phosphatidylinositol metabolic process
Molecular function (GO): phosphatidylinositol kinase activity
Source: RefSeq, a predicted model, not a curated record